This is a messenger RNA of Ochlerotatus camptorhynchus, 1749 nucleotides long. Its product is annotated as myrosinase 1-like. Gene Ontology annotation, biological process: carbohydrate metabolic process. Gene Ontology annotation, molecular function: beta-glucosidase activity. Lineage: Eukaryota; Metazoa; Arthropoda; Insecta; Diptera; Culicidae. The record is from RefSeq and is a predicted model, not a curated record. The coding region runs from base 59 to 1624 and encodes 521 amino acids. The transcript is spliced from 3 exons.
AGGAGGUUAACGCUGACGGAAUACAGUUUUCUUACUACUGUUCUGCACUUGGAAAUAAAUGUUUCUCAUCACCGUUCUAUCACUCACUUUCACCACUACCGCCAUCAACAUUCACGCCGAAGAAUUCCCAGCCUACUUCAAGUUCGGCAUCGGUACAUCAGCCUACCAGAUCGAAGGUGGCUGGAAUGCCGAUGGUAAAGGCGAAUCCGUUUGGGACCGAUUGGUUCACACUGAACUCCCCGCAUUCAUCAGCGAUGGCAGCACCGGAGACAUCGCCUGUGACAGCUACCAUCAAUGGCGCAGCGAUGUCCAGAUGGUGAAAGAACUUCGACUGGACUUGUAUCGAUUUUCGAUCGCUUGGAGCAGAAUCCUCCCUUCGGGUUCGGCUCAUCAAGUGAACAAAAAGGGGAUCGAUUACUACAACAAGCUAAUCGAUGAACUUCUCUCCAAUGGAAUCACCCCCAUGAUAACGUUACUUCACAUGGAUCUACCCCAAGGCCUGCAUGAUCAAGGUGGUUGGCUGAACCCCGAAAUCGUCCAACACUUCUCCGACUACGCAAACAUUGCCUUUGCCAACUUUGGCGAUCGAGUGCAGCUAUGGACAACCAUCAACGAACCUGGCCACUACUGUAUGAGCGGCGACAAGGUGAUCACAGAUCCAUUCCAUCCAGGAAUCACCGAGUAUCACUGCGCACAUAACCUACUGAAAGCUCACGCGGAAGCCGUUCAUUUGUAUCGAUCACGCUACCAACGCCAACAGAAUGGUAGCAUCGGUAUUUCCGUGGGAGGAAUGUGGCUGGAACCGGAAACCUUCAGCUCCCUGGAUGAUUGGGAAGCCUCCGAGUGGGGCCUGCAGUUCGAAAUCGGAUGGAUCGCUCAUCCAAUCUUCUCUGGAGACUACCCGCAAGUGGUUAAGGAUCGCGUGGGUAAUUUGAGCGCAGAGCAAGGGUUUCCGAAGUCAAGACUUCCGAUGUUUACGCAGGAAGAAGUGCGACGGAUCAAGGGAACCGCAGACUUUAUCGGCUUGAACACCUACACUUCAUCGUUGGUGAGGAAGAACGGCUGGGCCAACUCAGCAAAUUAUGUUGUGCCCUCCCAUGAUCAUGAUUCGGGGAUCGUCAGGAGUGUUGAUCCCAGCUGGACAGCCACGGAAGCAUCGUGGAUAAAGAUCGUUCCAUUCGGUAUGCGGAAACUGCUCAACUGGAUUCGAGUGGAGUAUGGUAAUCCACCGGUGUGGAUUACGGAAAACGGGGUCGCUACCCUACCGGGUACGGUGGAUGAUCAACGGGUGGACUACAUGAAUGGUUACCUCGGUGCAGUUUUCGAUGCCAUUCAAGAUGGUUGCAACAUCCGUGGAUACCUGGCGUGGAGCUUGAUGGACAACUUUGAAUGGUCGUUCGGUUAUACCUUGAAAUUCGGCUUGUACCACGUGGAUUUCAAAAGUCCAAAUCGGACUCGAUAUGCAAAGAUGUCAGCCAAAGUGUACCGGAACAUUGUAGAAACCAGACGAAUAGAUGACGGAUACCGACCUCAACCCGAUGUGGUGAUUCCAGUGCCCUCGAUGGCGACCAUUGUACUACCAAGAGUCAUGUGUGUUGGCGUCCUUUUGUGGGUUUUAAUGUGAGGAUCUAAAGCUCUUUCCAACCUUUGGCAGGAGCUUAUAUGUAAAACCUUAUUGCCAGGAUUUCGAUUCAUACUUUCACAAUAUGAGCCUGUGCAAACAAUGGUAAAGAUUGAUGAACGUUUAGA